CCUUUUCACAAACCCUUUUGAGGGAUUUUCUCCUCUUUUCUUCACUCGUCUCUAUCUGGUUUCUGAUUGCGUUUCAGAUUUUUGGAAGGGGUAUUAGAUUUUUGACUCAUGCCAAUUCCAGGAAAUGCUGAGCCUGGUGGAGUUUCCGGGCAGCACCAGGUGCAACAACAUCAGUCUAUUAGUUUUUCCGGUGCUAUUCCGAUUAAGAAGAGAAGAUUUCCGAUCAUCCGGCCAGCAUCUCCUUCCCCAGAAGAAAAGGCUUCCAAAUCCGAGGAUAACAAUUCAAAGAACACACAAGACUCUAAUAUCCGAGAUGAAGGGCUACCCUUGAGUGAGCAUACAGCCUCUCCUGAUAGUUCUGAUGCGAGCAAGACUCCUGCUUCAAUAGUUAAGAAAGAAGAAGUUACUCCGACAAAUUUAGAAUUGGGUCAAGCUAACGUGGAAACUUUUGCAUCUAAGCCUCGGGAGGCAAAACCCAGUGCUAGUUUAGGUCCUGUAGGUGAUUUGAGGAAUACAACUGAUAUCUUGUCGUGUGAGAAAUCUGCAGUACCAGAAGUUCCAGAAAGCCACAUGGGUUGCCAAAAAACAAAUGUGAAGCAGGAAACUGCUAGUGAGCAAAUUGAAGGUGCCCGUACAAGUUCGAUGAAUGUUGAAUUGUCGUUGGGACCAAAAGACCCACCUGAUGUUUCGAAAAAUCAAUCUGGAGCUAUUUGCCAUAAGUCUGAGAAAUCAGAUCCUUCCUUGUUGAGUUUGGCGUUGACCGGACAGAAGCUUGUGCUGCAUGACAAGAAGGAUAGUACUUUUGACAGUGUCAGUGGUCGAGUAUCCGCUAAUCGAUCAAACUGGGAUUUGAACACAACUAUGGAUGCAUGGGAGGGUUCUACCAACAGUGAUGCAUUUGCUCAGAGGCUUGUUGAUAUUGGUGGGGUCAGCAGGACCAAUAAAUGUCACGAUUCGACUUCGUCUUUGACUACAGCUGGUAUAGUAGGUCUCAGUUUAAAUAAAGGAAAAUGUGUUCUGUAUGAUCAUAGAUCCAAUUCUUCUAGUGCGGCUAUACAACCGAGCCAGCAGUGCAAGACUAGUGAUCCCCUUGAUCAGCAGGCCGCGACUGAUGACUCUCUUGGUCUUGGGCUUGCUCUGUCAUAUAGGAACUCGGAUACUAGCAGGGAGCAUUCUGCUUUAUCAGAUCAAGUAGUCUCAAUCAAUGUUAGUCCAAAGGUAAGUUUGCAACAUGUACAGCUAUCAGCUAAGAAUGUGAAUAGGCCUGUGAAAUCCGAACCUGUUGAUGAUAAUUCAAAACGAGACUGUAGCAUAGGUAGUUGUAGUAGCAGCAAUAUAGGGUUAGCAAGGUUUAUUUCUAUCAAAAGGGAACUUGUCAGUAACCACAGCCGGGAAACUGUUCUGUCUUCAUCUAUUGGCCCUGAGAAAUUAGUCGACCAUAUAUCAAUAAAAUCUGAAGAGGGUAACCAGGACUCCUGCAAAUCUAAAGAUGCUAUGCUGCCUAAAUCUGUUGCAAGGGUUAUGCAGCAGCAAGAGAGUUGUGCAUCAUCUGCUCUCCCAGUGCCUUUGAUGCCUCAGAACUCAUGUCCUUCAAGGUUGCCAACUUGUUCAGAGUUGACUACAGCUGGCAAUUUCUCAAAUCAAUCUGAACAUUCUUUUCACAGUAAAGAAUUACAUGACCAGAGCGAUAUAGCUGAUGAGCAUAUGGCUGCUGUGGUUUCUAGACCCUUCAGUCAGGAUGACAAACAAUUAAAGCCAUGCAAGGUAGGGAAUCCAAAUGUUGAAGAUUCUGAAAAGUGCAAACAGGAUCUGGUUAAUGAGCAUAAUCUUGAGGUAGAAGAAUACAGUGAGGUAACUGCAAAUGAUGAAGAAAAGAGAAACAUGUCAGCGGAAAUGCAUGAGAAAGAUUCUAUUGGAUCUGAUUGUGAAUCGCAGGGAAAUCAUGCUGCUGAUGCUUCAACUGAUAUUGGAGAAAACAUCUGUGAGGAGGAUGAAGAAUAUGAGGAUGGUGAGGUCCGAGAGCCACUGCAACAUUCAGCUGAAGAAGAUCCAAUUGUUGAGGGAAAGAAGAGUGAGGAUUUAGAACUUGCUGGUUGUGAUUCUAGUAAUACGCAGCCUUUUGUUCUUUCAGGUGACCAGAACCUCCCUGUAUGUGAUCUUGAAGGAAAAGAAGUUGUAAAGGAAAAUUUUGAUGAAACAUAUAGUGACUCAAUUAAAGAUUGUGGCAGUAUUAGUUAUGAGCCUAACAGUGAAGAUAACUCUUUGCAAAAGCUAUCAGACAAAGUGUUAGAAGUAGGAGUUGAUAAGAAGAGAUCCGUCAGUGUGACUCCAGAGAAACCACUUGAUAUUUCAGGAAGAAAAGAUGUUACAGAGGGUCCUGAAAAAGAAGUCUCUGGUUGUGGACCAACUACUGGAAGCCAUGGGACAGAUAUUGAACUAGGUGAUGAGGUGACUGAUAAAAAUGUCAAAGAAAUCUGCUCAGGAGAGAAUGAUUCAACUUUGUCCAAGGUGGAAGCAUCUUUAAAUGAUCAUGAUGCUGCUAAAGAUUCCAACAAUACAGGCAAUAAGAGCCGUAUCAUAAAUUUAUCUCGUGCGUCUGUUGUGGCAAAUCCUUGUAAGUCAAGGUCUAUAUCGAACAGGUUGUUGACAUCACGAAGUGGGAAAGAGAGAUACCCUGAUAUUGAUGAAGAGAUACAACCACGAGGGAAUAGAGAUGAAAUAUAUACUGGUGGUUCUAACAAAUUUGCAAAAGAUAGGAUCCAUGAUCAUUCAUUGAGGAACUCAAGGCCGAAUUUCAUGCUUGGAAAGGGGAGGAUAUCUGGCCGGUUUGGCUCGUUACGUAGUGAAUGGGAUUCCGAUCAUCACUUUGCAUCUGAAACUUAUAAUGGUCCAUCUGAUUAUAGGGUUGUCAGGCGUAAACAUGGGUCUUCCAUUUCUGAUGUUGAACUUGAAUGCAAUGACUAUGGUGUUGCACAAGAUGGUCCUCCUUUGGGUAGUAAUAGAAGGAAGGCAAUGAAUGAUGAAUUUCCUUCAUUACGACGGACAUCUUUAAGGAGGGUCUCACCUGGAGAGAGAGAUAGUCCUGUAACAAGGGGUAUGCAUAUGCUUCGCAGAAUUCCUAGAAAUAUGAGCCCAAGUCGUUGCACUGUCGAGGAUGGUCCUGACUUGAUAGGACCUCGGCACGGGGAUAAGUAUCUGCGACAUAUAUCUGAUGAUGUCAUUGAUCCUGUUUACAGUCGUUCCCAAACUUUAUAUGAUGAACUUGAUGGUCAACUUAUCCGAGGGAACAGGAAUUUCUCUACCCUCCACAGAAAGGGUUAUCCUCGAAUUCGUUCCAAAUCUCCUGUUAGAUCCCGAACACGGUCACCUGGUCCAUGGUCAUCUCCUCGGAGGAGAUCUCCGAAUGGGCUGGCAGAGUUAUCUCAGCAUAGGUCUCCAGCUUUGUAUAGGAUGGGAAGGAUGAGAUCUCCUGAACGUUCUUGUUUCCGUGAAGAAAUGGUCGCUAGAAGGCGUGGAUCUCCUUCCUAUGUUGCACGGCAUCCUAAUGACUUAAGGGAUGUGGAUUCUGGACGAGAGCAUGUCCUCCAUCCUAGGUCUGCCAAUUCUAAUAGGAGAACCUCACCUUCACGAGUUUUUCCAAGAAGCGCCAGGAGAGGGGAUGCAUUAGAUUCUCGGGAGGUUGGAGAUAGUGAUGAGUAUAUCAAUGGGCCUUCACAUUCCAAUAAGUUCCAUGAGCUUCGUGGUGAUGGAAGCAUUGAUGAGAGAAGAAAGUUCAUUGAGAGAAGGGGACCUCUUCGUCCAUUUCGACCUACUUAUAACAGUGAGAAUGACAAUUUCCGCUUUCAUCUGAAUGAUGGCCCCAGGCCUUACAGAUUCUGUUCUGACGCAGAUACAGAGUUCAUCGAGAGAAAUAAUAUGCGAGAGAGGGAGUUUGACGGACGCAUAAAGCACCAACCCUUGGUCGUAUCGAGGCGAAUAAGAAAUAUAGAAGAGCAGCAAGAUGGGGACUACAGACAUGUGGAACGGGUCUGGCAUGAUGACGGGUUCGCUGAUGCCAGAAUGAAAAGAAGAAGAUUCUAAAAUCUGGAUACAGCAGCGCCCAACAUUAUGUAAAAACUAAGUACGCCUCAAGGUUGCUGAAGCGUUGAUUGAAAAUCAUGCUUUUGUGGCCUUCCGAAAAGGCGAUUCUCUCUGGAGUCCCAAAGAAAAACAGAAGGCGACUUAAAAUCAGAUGCUUGAGCAAUCAGUUUGAAGGGCUUGAGUGAUUUUCUUGAAUGAAAAAUUAUUUGCUGCUUUGAUGUGCUUAUUGGGUCUCCUGAAAGGCAAAAUGGUUACUUGAGUGACAAAUUGUUUCCUGCUUUGACGUGGUUGAUGGGUUUUCUUGAAAAGAUAGGGAAAUGCAGAAGGUUAUGAGUAUGCAGGGAGGAGUUGUUUUCGGGCAAUCUGUAAAAACAGCCUGAAGCAAAGUGAUAUGUUUGAUGUAUGUUGUCUUGGUCCAUCUCUGCGUGUCUUGGACAUAUCCUGAACGCCCAAACGACGCCGUGCUCUAGGUAUAUAUUCUGAUAAAUAAUUCAAUUAACUUUGGUGCA
Messenger RNA from Sesamum indicum (sesame), 4589 nucleotides. RefSeq lists its product as uncharacterized. The record is from RefSeq and is a predicted model, not a curated record. NCBI's taxonomy places the organism in Eukaryota, Viridiplantae, Streptophyta, Magnoliopsida, Lamiales, Pedaliaceae.